This is a messenger RNA of Annulohypoxylon maeteangense, 882 nucleotides long. RefSeq names its product kinase-like domain-containing protein. The record is from RefSeq and is a predicted model, not a curated record. The transcript is spliced from 2 exons. Bases 1 to 882 code for a protein of 293 amino acids. NCBI's taxonomy places the organism in Eukaryota, Fungi, Ascomycota, Sordariomycetes, Xylariales, Hypoxylaceae. Gene Ontology annotation, molecular function: protein kinase activity; ATP binding. Gene Ontology annotation, biological process: protein phosphorylation.
AUGGCAAAGAUAGCUACAAGUCUACGGCUGGAGCCGGCAGAGGAAGUGAUAUACAAGGUACUGAAACCUAUUGGCUCCGGAGCCAUGGGAAACGUAUACAAGUGCGAGAACAAGGAUGGAGAGUUGAUGGCAGUCAAGAAGGUCAAGCAUCGAAAAUCCGACGUGACUUUCCAAAUCAUGCGUGAAGUUAGAGUCCACAAAAGCCUACAGCACCCGCAUAUUGUGGAGAUAUUUUACCAUCAAUUCAACUACGAGGAAAUGGUUCUCGAGAUAUUCCUCGGACUCAAGGAAGGAAGCUUGGGUUCCUUGUUGGCCAAUACCGCAACUUUGACGAUGCCCAAAAACUUCGGAUUUAUUUCCAAUUACCUCAAGCAGAUGCUUGAGGCCCUCGAUUAUCUAGCAUCAGAGAAUGUCAUCCACCGCGACAUCAAGCCCGGAAACAUCCUCUACGUGAUGGAUUCCAAUAAGCAGCCAGUUUUCCAACUCGGAGAUUUCGGUCUUGCACACGACUUCUCUUCCGGCGAAAGGGUUCCGAAGAGCCGUGUUGGAACUACAGGCUAUAUGGCUCCAGAGGUGGAAGGCAAGCUGAUCCAAAAGCGUCAGACACAUAAGCUUGAUGUAUGGUCGUUAUUCAUGACUUUGGUAUGGAUCGUCAAUGUAGAUCGCUUCCGAACUAGGUCAAAGGUCACUCUCGGCCCCAAACAGUGCUUCGAACUUGCUGAGAAGGCUGCCAAGUCGCAAUUGAGUAUCUACUGGCAGAUGGCGGAGUUACAGCCUGAAGACAGAGCAUCUGCGGCCCAGAUGUUGGUCCUUCUCUACCAGGGCGAAGGCCUAUCGACGCCACGCAAUCAGAUCCCUCCCUUGAAGGUUGACAAGUCUUAG